AUGCACUAUUCCAGAUGCCCUAGCUACGUGAAGUUUCUCAAAGAUAUUAUAUCAAACAAACGCAAGCUGGAGGACCAUGAGACGGUAAUGCUUACGGAGCAAUCAUUGUGUGAUCUCGGUGCGAGCAUUAACUUGAUACUACUCUCUAUUUUGAGGAAACUAUUAUUGGGAGAGCCUAAGGCAACCACAGUAACUCUACAUCUAGCUGAUCGAUCACUUACACAUCCACGAGGAAUUAUUGAAGAUGUAUUGGUCAAAGUGGAUAAACUUAUAUUCCCAGCAAACUUCUUGAUUUUGGAUAUGGAAGAAGACAAGGACGUGCCCAUCAUAUUGGGACGACCAUUUUUAGAUAUUGCAAGAGCCCUCAUAGAUGUGCAGCAAGGACAAUUAACUCUGAGGCUAGGGGAGGAACAAGUCUCUUUUAAUGUUUUCAACGCAAUGAAAUACCCCAAACAUUCGUGA
Olea europaea var. sylvestris is the source of this 462-nucleotide messenger RNA. RefSeq lists its product as uncharacterized. The transcript has 2 exons. Lineage: Eukaryota; Viridiplantae; Streptophyta; Magnoliopsida; Lamiales; Oleaceae. The record is from RefSeq and is a predicted model, not a curated record. The coding region runs from base 1 to 462 and encodes 153 amino acids.